ACUUCGCACGAUUAUGGAAUUGUGGCUCAGUAUGGCUAAAAAUAUUAACGAGUGAUAAUGCCGACCUAAGUUGUGGAUUGCUGCCAAAAUGUUUGAAAACGUCCGUCUGUUCCAAAAUGGCAUCCGCAAAUUAGCAAAAAGCAUCGCCUUUCUAUGGAAGCAUACGUUUGCGCGACUUGGCGAAGACUGGGUCUUUUUGGCCCUGUUAGGUGUGAUCAUGGCAGUCUUAAGCUUUAUAAUGGACAGCGGCAUAUCCAUGUGUAGCUCAGCAAGACUCUGGCUAUACAAUGACCUUUCAAGCAAUCCUGCUGCCCAAUAUGCAUCCUGGGUAAUCUUACCAUUAACACUCAUACUGUUCAGUACAGGAUUUGUACAUUUGGUAGCACCACAAUCAAUAGGUUCGGGUAUUCCGGAGAUGAAAACCAUUUUAAGGGGAGUAGCACUAAAGGAGUAUUUGACUUUUAAAACUCUUGUCGCUAAAAUUAUCGGAUUGAUGUGCACUUUAGGUACGUAGAAACUUCCUUUUUCAAUUAGGUGGAU
Dendroctonus ponderosae (mountain pine beetle) is the source of this 540-nucleotide messenger RNA. Its product is annotated as chloride channel protein 2-like. The record is from RefSeq and is a predicted model, not a curated record. The transcript is spliced from 4 exons. Gene Ontology annotation, molecular function: voltage-gated chloride channel activity. Gene Ontology annotation, biological process: transmembrane transport; chloride transport. NCBI's taxonomy places the organism in Eukaryota, Metazoa, Arthropoda, Insecta, Coleoptera, Curculionidae. Gene Ontology annotation, cellular component: membrane. The coding region runs from base 89 to 514 and encodes 141 amino acids.